Messenger RNA from Cicer arietinum (chickpea), 6136 nucleotides. RefSeq lists its product as uncharacterized. The record is from RefSeq and is a predicted model, not a curated record. Gene Ontology annotation, biological process: protein targeting to vacuole; endosomal vesicle fusion. Lineage: Eukaryota; Viridiplantae; Streptophyta; Magnoliopsida; Fabales; Fabaceae. Gene Ontology annotation, molecular function: protein binding. Gene Ontology annotation, cellular component: late endosome; HOPS complex.
GUCUCUACCCUUGUUCUAUGGUGUCUUUGUAUCGAUUAGUUGAAAAACAAAAACUAAUUAAUAUUUCUCUGCUGUGAAGAGCAUAAACCCAGACGAGCAUUAAAGCACAACACCACCACAGCACAUCACACGACUAAACUCAAUAAAACUUCUUCUAUUAUAUGGAGCUCGACCUCCGCUCUUUCCUUCCCGACGACGCCGACACCGAACUCCAUAACACUCCUCACCGAACUGUCGACGAAAUUCUCAACGACUGCGACACAUCCUCUUCUUCAUCUACACCUUCUCCCCCUUCUUCUCCUUCUCAUCACAAUAAUAAUAAUAAUACCAAACCCACUCACUUUCCUCAACCCGUACCCGUUUCCCUUUCUCGGAUCAAACCCGAUAAACCUCCCCGUCCAUUCUCCUCCUUAUUCGGUCGCGUCACUCCCAAUGCCAAACCCGGUGCCGCUCUUGCUGCCGCCGCUGCUGCUUCCAGAUCUGUUCCGACUCCGCAUGCGGCCGCGAUCAUCUCCCGGAGGAAAAGUUCCAAUUCGAUCAGACCUGAAUCCGAUGGUUCCGAUGUUUCUUCUAGUGGUGGUGGUGGUGAAUUGGGGGAGAAGUUUGAUUCUCUGGAAAGUAAAAUUGAGGGGAGUAGUGAGAGUGUUGAAUCUGUUGAUGAUGGAGAAAUUGAAGCAGUUUUGGAUGGUAGUGGUGGUGAUUUUCAGGUGAAGAAUGAUUCUUCUCUUGUGAGUGAGGAGAAGAGUGAUUUAGACGAGUGUUCUAUUUCUCCUUCAUUGGAUGAUGUUGAAAAUGGUCAUGAUCAUGAGAAUGGUGUGAAUUCUGCACCUUUUGAUUAUAAUAAUGAUGGUUUUGGCGAAAAAACUAGUUUUGAUUAUAUUGAUGGUAAGGGAGUAAAUGAAACGGAAGAAAUAGUGAAUGUUGUUAGUGUUGGUGGGGGUUUUGUGGAAGAUAUUGGGAAUGAAGUGAAUGAUGGUGGAGUUGAUGAUAAUGAUAAUGAUGAUGAUGAUGUUGAUGGUAGUUCAAUAGGAAAUGUUUUUGAACUAGUGGAGGAGACACUUGAGGAAUUGGAAAGUGUAAUGGCUACAAAGAAAAAAUCAGAGGCUUCAAAGAAGCCACUUGAUUUGGCUGAGGAAUUGGAGAAGAAGAAUGCUUCAACUGGUUUGCAUUUGGAAGAAGGUGCUGCUGCACAGCCAAUGAGGCUUGAGGGCGUUCGGAGAGGGUCUAUUGCGUUGGGAUAUUUUGAUGUUGAUGCUGACAAUGUUAUUACAAGGGCUAUUUCAUCGCAAAUGUUUAGACGUGAUCACGGUUCUGCUCAAGUUUUGGUGGUUCAUGCUAAUUACAUCGCUGUUGGAAUGACAAAAGGGCUGAUUGUUGUAGUGCCUAGUAAAUAUUCCAUUCAUCACGCAGAUAAUACUGAUGGAAAGAUGUUGAUGCUUGCUGUGCAAGGUGACCGAUUACAUGCUCCAGUGACGUCCAUGUCUUUCAAUCAGCAAGGAGAUCUUCUUUUGGCUGGUUAUGGUGAUGGUCAUGUUACACUUUGGGAUGUGCAGAAAGGGGCUGUGGUAAAAGUUAUUAGUGGAGAGCAUACGGCACCAGUAGUGCAUGCUUUUUUUCUAGGACAGGAUCCUCAGAAUCCUCGUCAAUUUAAAGCAGUUACGGGUGAUUGUAAGGGUCUGGUUCUCUUACAUCAUAUCUCAGUGGUUGUUUUGAUUAAUAGGUUCAACAUUAAAACUCAGUGUCUUCUUGAUGGGCAAAGAACGGGCUUGGUGCUAUCCGCUUCACCACUCCUUUCCGACGAAUUCGGUGGAAGUGCCUCAUCUUAUUCUCAGGGAAACACCACGGUCUCAGCCAGCAGUAUAAGUAGCAUGGUCGGAGGUGUUGUUGGGGGAGAUGCAGGUUGGAAACUCUUCAAUGAAGGCUCUUCUCUGGUGGAAGAAGGUGUGGUUGUAUUUGUCACCCAUCAAACUGCUUUGGUGGUACGACUAAGUCCUAAAUUGGAAGUCUAUGCUCAACUCACUAGGCCAAAUGGAAUUCGGGAGGGUUCUAUGCCGUAUACUGCAUGGAAAUACAUGGCACAAACACCUAGUUGUGCUGAUAAUACACCCGUAGAUACUGCUGAAAGAGUUUCGUUGCUUGCAAUUGCUUGGGAACGGAAAGUUCAGGUUGCAAAGUUGGUCAAAUCAGAAUUAAAAGUAUAUGGAGAAUGGUUUCUUGACAGUGCGGCUAUAGGUCUGGCAUGGUUGGAUGAUCAGAUGCUGGUAGUUCUCACUUCAACUGGACAACUGAAUUUAUUUGCAAAGGAUGGAACUGUGAUUCACCAAACAAAUUUUGGUGUAGAUGGUAUUGGAGGAGAUGAACUACUUUCUUAUCAUACUCACUUCAUCAACAUAUAUGGAAACCCUGAGAAAGCUUAUCAUAACUCCAUUGCUGUAAGAGGAGCUUCUAUUUAUAUACUUGGUCCAACACAUCUUAUUGUUUCUCGUCUUCUCCCUUGGAAAGAGCGCAUCUUGGUUUUACGGAAAGCAGGUGACUGGAUGGGUGCCUUGAACAUGGCAAUGACUCUUUAUGAUGGCCAUGCUCAUGGGGUUAUUGAUCUACCUAGAACCUUGGAUGCUGUACAUGAGGCUAUAAUGCCCUUCUUGGAGGAGUUGCUUACAUCAUAUGUUGAUGAAGUGUUCUCCUAUAUUUCAGUGGCUUUCUGCAAUCAAAUUGGAAAACCUGAUCAAUCCAAUGAUUCAAAUAAUAGAAGCAAUUCAGUGCAUUCUGAAAUAAAGGAUCAAUACACGCGUGUUGGUGGAGUUGCCGUUGAAUUUUGUUGUCAUAUCAAACGGACUGACAUCCUUUUUGAUAAAAUUUCCUCGAAGUUCAUGGAUGUUCAUGUUCGACAGAGAGAAACAUUUUUGGAGCUUCUAGAGCCAUAUAUUUUGAAGGACAUGCUUGGAUCUCUACCUCCUGAGAUUAUGCAAGAAUUGGUAGAGUAUUAUAGCACGAAAGGGUGGCUGCAGAGGGUUGAGCAAUGUGUACUUCACAUGGAUAUUUCAUCCUUGGAUUUUAAUCAGGUUGUCAGAUUAUGCCGGGAGCAUGGACUAUACAGUGCCCUGGUGUAUCUCUUUAAUAAAGGAUUAGAUGAUUUUAGGGCACCUCUUGAGGAGCUCUUUGCAGUCCUACAAAAUUGCCAUAAAGAAAAUGCUACUGCUCUAGGGUAUAGAAUGUUAGUUUAUCUCAAGUACUGCUUUAUAGGUCUUGCCUUUCCACCAGGCCGUGGAACUAUUCCUCCUACGCGGUUGCCAUCUCUUAGAAAAGAACUUGUAGAGUUUUUGUUAGAGGAUUCCAGUGCUCCGAAAUCACAGACAGUUUCAGAUUCUGUGUCCAGACGGCCAUACCUGAAUCUAUAUCUUCUCUUAGAGUUAGACACUGUAGCUACAUUAGAUGUUCUCCGAUGUGCUUUCAUGAAAGAUGAAAUUUCAAAUUCCAGCUCAUCUUCACUGGAUUCAGCAGAUAGACCUAUUGAAGAAGCAAAAGAAGAAAAUAACAAUGUUACUGAAACUGAAAAUAUUUUGGUUCAGCAUACGGUGGAUGCUCUUAUUCAAAUAAUUGAUAUGAGUGUAGUUCCAACAGAUACAACCUCUAGUAGCGGUGGUGAAGGGUUAAAAGAUUGGCCUUCCAAGGACAAAGGUUGCCUGUUUGAGUUCAUUGCACAUUAUGUUGCUCUCGAAAGAGCUAAAGUUUCAAAGGGCAUACUUUGUCGAAUAUUGGAAUAUCUGACAUCAGAUAAUCCCUUUUCAACUAAUGUUUCUUCUCAGAGUUCAACUCCAAAAAGUAGAGAGAAGCAAGUGCUUGCACUUCUGGAAGUAGUUCCCGAGUCCGACUGGGAUGCGCCAUUUGUGCUAGACCUUUGUGAGAGAGCCAAAUAUCAUAAGGUUUGUGGAUUGAUUCAUUCCAUCAGACAUGAGUAUGUGGCUGCAUUGGAUAGCUAUAUGAAAGAUGUAGAUGAGCCUGUUUAUGCCUUCUCCUUUAUCGACAAAGCAUUCUCACAGUUGACUGGCAAUGACCAUGCUGCUAUUCGAUCAGCAGUUCUAUCUCGAAUUCCUGAAUUGGUGGAACUAAGAAGGGAAGGUGCAUUCCAUAUGGUUAUCAGACAUUUUAGUGAUGAAAGUUCCCAUAUCAUCAGUAAACUUCAUUCUCAUCCAAGAAGUCUUUUCCUUUAUUUAAAGACACUCAUUGAGCUUCACUUAUUUGGCACCCUAGACUUGUCUAAUUUGAGAAAGGAUGAUAUUACGAAUUCCCCUAAUGGAAAACAGAUUAAGGAUCAUUCACAAGGAGUCCAUGAUUAUUUAGAAAAUAUAUCCAAUUUCCCCAAGUACAUGCGUGAAAAUCCUAGUCAUGUGCCUGAUGAUCUUAUUGAGCUGUACCUAGAGCUGUUGUGCCAGUAUGAACGGGGUUCAGUUCUUAAGUUUCUAGAAAUGUUUGACAGCUAUCGUGUGGAACAUUGUUUACGCCUGUGUCAAGAAUAUGGUAUUAUAGAUGCUGCUGCUUUCUUAUUGGAAAGGGUUGGUGACGUUGGUAGUGCUCUUUCACUUACACUUUCUGAUCUGAAUGAGAAAUUUGUUGAGCUUGAUGCUGCUGUUGAAGCUGUAGUUUUAAACCAUCCCAAGCUUGAUUCUUCCCAUAUGGAAAUAUUCAACAAUGUUUUAAGAACAAAAGAGGUGAAUGGCAUGUACGAUUUAUUGCAUGCCUGUAUCGGUCUGUGUCAGAGGAACACACCUCGUCUAAAUCCUGAGGAGUCAGAGUUACACUGGUUUAAAUUACUUGACUCGUUUUGUGAUCCAUUGAUGGAUUCAUAUGUUGAAGAGAGAGCAUAUGAAAGAAAUAAUUAUUUUGGUGUGCUAGCUGGAUCUGCAGAUUCACGACUGGACAAAGACACCUAUAAAAGCGGUUGGAAGAUUUCUAAGUCCCGAAAUGGUGAUAUCUUGAGAAAACUGGUAUCUCAGUUCAUUAAAGAGAUUGUUGAGGGAAUGAUAGGUUUCGUUCACCUUCCAGCUAUCAUGUCCAAACUCUUGUCUGAUAAUGGUAGUCAAGAAUUUGGCUAUUUCAAGCUUACCAUAUUGGGGAUGCUGGCAACAUAUGGAUUUGAAAGAAGAAUUCUGGAUGCUGCCAAAUCCUUGAUAGAAGAUGAUACAUUCUAUACCAUGAGUUUACUCAAGAAAGGUGCCUCUCAUGGGUUUGCUCCUAGGAGUUCAGUGUGCUGUAUUUGUAAUUGCCUCCUUACAAAGAACUCAGUUACCACUGGAAUUCGAAUUUUCAACUGUGGCCAUGCAAUUCAUCUUCAGUGUGAAGUCUCUGAAAUCGAGUCCUCAAGCAAAGGAUCUUCAUCUGGAUGCCCUGUAUGCAUGCCAAACCAAACACCCCAGAAGUCUAGAAACAAAUCAAUCAUUACAGAGAAUGGCUUGGUCAAUAAAUCCUCAUCAAGACGCCAACACCCUCAUCAUGGAAGUACAAUUCAUCACCAUGACAAUGAUUUAUCAGAGAAUACAUAUGGAGGACAGCAACAGAUAUCACGGUUUGAGAUAUUGAGCAGCUUACAGAAAAAUCAAAGAUUUAUGCAAAUAGAAAACAUGCCUCCAUUGAGGCUUGCCCCACCUGCUGUGUACCAUGAAAAGGUGAGUAGAGUAGCACAUUAUCUGACUGGAGAAAGUAGCAACAGUUCUGCAGUUAUAGAGAAACAAAGUAGACACAAACAAAGCCGGGAGCUGAGAGUUAAAGGUUCAUCGAUUCGAUUUCCUUUAAAAUCAACUAUAUUUGGUAAGGAAAAGACAAAUAAGCGGUGACAUAAUACAAGAACAACAGAGCUGUGUAGGCAAGAUAGAUAAAGCACUAACAACUAUCUGUACAGGCUAACAGAAGACAUCUUCCUUAUUAGGAGAUUUCCAUUAUGUUUUUUUGUAUCUUACUCUACUUUUUGUACUUGUUAGUUGUAACUAACUAUUGAAUAUGUAUGUAUAUAAGUUAUAUGCACAAGGCUGUGUAUUUAUGUGUACAAUAGAAAAGCCAUUCUAGUGAGUUAUUGAUAUUUGAAUCAUGUGAUGAGGAAAUGUUUUAUGCCUUAUUUAUUUAUUUAUUUACUUACUCCUUC